This is a messenger RNA of Hemibagrus wyckioides, 4218 nucleotides long. Its product is annotated as adhesion G-protein coupled receptor F1-like. The record is from RefSeq and is a predicted model, not a curated record. Gene Ontology annotation, molecular function: G protein-coupled receptor activity. Lineage: Eukaryota; Metazoa; Chordata; Actinopteri; Siluriformes; Bagridae. Gene Ontology annotation, cellular component: membrane. The transcript is spliced from 16 exons. Gene Ontology annotation, biological process: cell surface receptor signaling pathway; G protein-coupled receptor signaling pathway. Bases 285 to 3617 code for a protein of 1110 amino acids.
GAUAUCAGGAUUACUAGCUUUAAUUGUACUUGUAACUAUAUGCACAGGCUGAGAGAACUAGAGACUAAACAUAGGGCUGUCACUUGAGCUUAAACAGAGGACUUUAAUUUAGAAGUAUUAAAAAACAAACAAAAGGUAUGAAGGCUCUGAAAUAAUGCAUUAGAAAAAAAGACAAUGAGUAUAUGGGGGAAAAAAUAAAUAAAUAAAUAAAUAAAUAAGAGAAUUAUAUAAACAGUCGGUAAACCAGGAAUUACUUACAAACCAGGAACCAGGAGUCUGGGAAAAUGGAAUAUUCCCUGAGAUUUGUUAUUAUUAUGCUCAUUUAUGGAAUAACUCACAAGGCCACUGGAAACCCAAGCAAUGAAACUACAGCCAACACAACAACUACUCCAACUCCAACCAAUGGAUCUACAAUAGCUACAACCAAAACCAGCAUAACUACAGCUCACACAACAACUCCAUCUCCAACCAAUGGAUCUACAAUAGCUACAACCAAAACCAGCAUAACUACAGCUCACACAACAACUCCAACUCCAACCAAUGGAUCUACAAUAGCUACAACCAAAACCAGCAUAACUACAGCUCACACAACAACUCCAACUCCAACCAAUGGAUCUACAAUAGCUACAACCAAAACCAGCAUAACUACAGCUCACACAACAACUCCAACUCCAACCAAUGGAUCUACAAUAGCUACAACCAAAACCAGCAUAACUACAGCUCACACAACAACUCCAACCAAUGGAUCUACAAUAGCUCCAACCACAACCAACACAACUACAGCUCACACAACAACUCCAACCAACCAAUCUUUUCAUGAAUUAAGCUUCUUAUUGACAAUAAAUGAAGAAUUUGACUGGACACUUACCAACCAAAAUAGUGACAAGUUUAAAACAUACAGCACUAAAAUUAAGCAUUCAAUUAAUCGAAGUUACAGCAGUGUAUCUGUCUAUCAGCCCAACUCUGCAACAGUUACUGGCUUCAGGCCUGGUAGUGUGAUUGCAGAUUUCAAAAUUAAUUCAAGUACUGCUAACCCUGAUUUGCUAUCAUCAAAUACACUACUUGUUCAAAGUCUCAGAUCAGAAGGAUUUAAUGUGAGCGAUAAUCCAAUCAUGCAAAGUGUGGCAGGUGGACUAUAUGACAGCAGUCUUAUAUAUCCUGGAAAAGAUUUCUAUCUGAAAUGCAUUCUUUCUGUAAAAAAUGGCAUCACAUGGUACCUGAAUAGGAACAAACUAUCACAAUCGGAUAAAUAUAUAAUGACUGACAAUAAUCUCACUGUGAAGAAUGCCAAUCCUAGCGACAGUGGUGAAUAUGCCUGCAGUACAACAGUAAACUCUAUGCCCAAUAUUAACUAUCAGUUCAUUACUGUUCAGCCAUACCCUAAUAUCCAACUGACCAGUAGCAAAGUUGUAACAUGUGAGGAUACAACAAUCCCACUGCAGUGUUGUUUUCAGAAGAUUUAUGGAGUGGAAUUGGAUGUUAACCCCCAAGUUUGCAGUCAAUCUUCACCAGUCUCUGUAGGCUCAUCAUCAUGUUUAUCAUGUAACUAUGAAAUAAAAAAACAAGACUGCCAAACUACACAACAAACAAUACAGGUCACAUGUCAACUAACAACACCCAUCAACGGAAAUAGUUACGCAGUGAGCUCCACAGUAACUGUAAAGAAUGGUGUAUUUACCUGCAAUAAUGGUGUAUUUGGAGCUGGAAAUCUGGGAGAAAUCCAAACUGUUAAGUGUACUGGAAACAUGGUUGGCUCUCAAGUAGCUAAGUGUAAUUCAUCAAACCUCUGGGAGAUUCAAGAAAACAACUGUGUUCUGCGUGGCAUUCAACAGUUAAAAGAUGAAGCUGAGAAUUUACAGGUAGGAGACAUCCAAACAUUUAUGAACUGGGUCAGCAGUAAUGUUACAUCAGAGACUGACUACAUCACUGACUCUGCAGCAACUAUAACAACAAUUGUAUACAUACUAAAGAUUGUUUCAAAUCUCUCAGCAACAACUCUCAUCGAUCAAACCAUUAUAAAGGAUUUCCUAAACACAACGGAAACUGUUGGAUCAGAUGCUGCACUGGACACAUGGGUGCUUAUAAACAAAAACAAUAUAUCCCAGAAUGCCAGCUCUGAACUUCUAAAGUCGGCUGAAAUUUUUGGAAGUAGACUCCCUAAUACAAGCUUUCAUAUAAAAACAGAGUUUUCCUCUGUCAAUAAGACUAACAUUACUACCAGCGACUUUUGGGGAGAAUUUGGUGUCAAUUUAACAACACAAAUAAGUCUUCCUGAGAUUACAAACUCGACGUUCAUCACCAUCAUGGUUUCAUCGGCUUUUAACAACAUCUUACCUGUUCGAAAUUUGAGCUACAAUGACAGCAGCCAGACUGGUGCCAAGAUCAAUGGAGAUAUAGCUGUGAUUGAAAUUGAGUCAAACUCAACAAUAAACAACAUCUCUCUUACUUUUGACGUCAUAAAUGAUGCAUUGGGAAAUCCUCAGUGUGUCUUUUGGAACUUUAGUCUUCUGAAUGGUGUUGGUGGAUGGGACUCAACUGGAUGUCAGUUAAAGCCAUUAGGAAACGAAACUAAAAGAUAUACAUGUGAGUGCAAUCAUACAACCUCUUUUUCAAUCCUGAUGUCACCAUACACCAUGGAUAAAAUCCAAGGCAAGAUCUUAGACUAUAUAACUUACAUUGGUGUUGGCAUUUCAAUGCUGUGCUUGGUUUUGUGCCUCAUCAUUGAAAUCAUCAUAUGGAAAUCAGUGACAGUGAAUGACACAUCCUACAUGCGCCAUGUCUCCGUAAUAAACAUCGCUGUCUCUCUUCUGAUUGCAAAUAUAUGCUUCAUCAUUGGAGCAGCUGUUGUUAAACAAGUGGGUCCCUGCAGUACAGCAACAUUCUUCAUGCACUUCUUUUAUCUUGCCCUUUUCUUCUGGAUGUUGCUGUCAGCACUCUUGCUCCUCUACCGCACCCUCAUGGUCUUUUCCAGAAUGACCAGAGGAGCAAUGAUGGGCAUAGGCUUCACUGUCGGCUAUGGAGCCCCGUUAAUCAUUGCUGUCAUUACAGUGGCAUCUACAGCUGGAAACAAAGGAUACAUUCAACAAGAUUACAAUUGUUGGCUGAACUGGAGCCAAACGAAGGCCCUCCUGGCAUUUGUGAUUCCUGCUCUGACGAUUGUAGCUAUAAACCUCCUGGUGCUUAUUGUGGUUCUGUUUAAGAUGUUAAGGAGAGGAGUUAAUGCUUCCAUUCAGCCAGAUGAGAAACAUCCACUAGUGGUCCUUGCUAGAUGUGUGGCCAUUUUAACCCCUCUCUUUGGCCUAACGUGGGGAUUCGGCAUUGGGACCAUGGUGUCAUCGAACUUUGGGAUUCAUGUGGUGUUCGCAUUCCUUAAUUCACUUCAGGGUUUCUUUAUUUUACUGUUCGGGAUUUUACUGGAUAGUAAGGUCCGAGAAGCAUUAGCAGGAAAGUUUUCACUGAGGAACUUAAGCUCUAAUCGCACUAGGAGUACGAGUGCAGGACCAUCAUCCUCAAGUGGAUUUGCUUUCAUUCAGAGGUUACGGAGAAGAAAUGUGUACAAUGUAUCAAAUGGAGAAAUGUUGUCUUCAGGCAACCCAAAUGCAUCUGCUGAUGGUUAAGGAGCUGCAGCAGAAAUACAUCAGCAUUAUUACAGUCUAUUUAUCAUAAACAUUUUACUGCAAUUCUGCAUACAAAAGAAGAAAGGCAUUUUAUUGUUUAUGUGUUUAUUAUUUAAAAAAUUUUAGCUUAACCCCCACAAUACUCGAUUUAAGAAUAUUGUUUAAGAAAUUCAUUUUGAAUUGACGUAAUUAGAAUUUCUGUGUAAUUGCUUUUGUCAAAAGUCUAUAAACCUGUUUGAUGUGUCUAUAAAAACUCAGCUGUCACAGCUGACAGCCUCACAAAGUAUCACAGAAACUUUUUAAUGGAGAAAAUUUUGUUUGGUUUAGACUUAUUCUAGACCUAUCUACUUAUUUUAGACCUAUCUAUUUAACAAAUUGCUUAUUUAGUAAUCAAGCCACAUCUAGCUACAUUAAAGAAUUUUAUGUUAAACAAUCUGGUUGAGGAAAUGAAUGAUUGCAGAAAAUUCAUGGAAUAAAAUCUUUUGAUGUAAACAAAAUAUUUAAUAUGGUUAGCAAAUGAUUUACCAAAUAUAAUUUUCAAAAAAUGGCUUUUUACUUAAAUUCUUGUACACUAUUACUUGUAAGUUUAUUUGCUUUGAGA